AUGCAAUCACCGACUAAUAAUCAUUAUUUACCUGACGAAUUUAACGAUAAUUUUUUUUACAAUGAUGAUCAUGAAAAUAAACAUUUAUUUUUGCAAUCAGAACCAAUUAUAAACGAUCAACAUGAUGAGGAAGAAGAUGAAUAUUAUUUACGUGGACCAAUAAACGGUAUCGAAACUGGUUUAGCUGGAUUAGAAAUAAAAGGCAAAGUACGAACAUUAAGUCCGGUUCUUUUCUAUCAAACAAAUACUCGAUAUUUAAUUAUAAGUAAUAAUGAAUUAAAAUAUUUACCAGCAGAAAUAGGAAAUUUAACCAAUCUUGUCUAUCUUGAUUUGUCACACAAUCGAUUAAAAACAUUACCAUCUCAAAUUGGAGAUUUAAUCAAUCUAAAAAGACUUUAUCUUGAAUCAAAUUUUCUUAAAAAUUUACCAUACGAAUUAGGCAAACUCUAUCUUGAAGAUCUUGGUUUAAAUAAUAAUCCACUUGGUGAUCAUAUCUUAAGUCUAUUUGCUCGACCUAAUGGUACACGUGAAGUAAUGAAUUAUCUACGUGAAAAAUGGAAUUUACUUUGUUCUUUUUCAAAAAUGUCUUCGUAUAAGAUGCCAUUGUCUUGGGAUAAUACAGAAAUAGAUUCGAAUGAAAAUAAUUCUAAUAUUUAA
Messenger RNA from Rotaria sordida, 657 nucleotides. The record is from the annotation of a GenBank genome assembly. NCBI's taxonomy places the organism in Eukaryota, Metazoa, Rotifera, Eurotatoria, Philodinida, Philodinidae.